This is a messenger RNA of Aedes albopictus (Asian tiger mosquito), 896 nucleotides long. RefSeq lists its product as uncharacterized. Bases 28 to 579 code for a protein of 183 amino acids. Lineage: Eukaryota; Metazoa; Arthropoda; Insecta; Diptera; Culicidae. The record is from RefSeq and is a predicted model, not a curated record. The transcript is spliced from 2 exons.
GAUCGGUUUGCUGUGGCAGUACCAGCCAUGCUGAGCUCUGGCGCCCUCGGUGGCCUACUCCUAGCGGUCAGCAUUGGCUCCAUUUGGGCAGCGUCGUUCGAUGUGAUGUUCGAAAAAUUUGAACAACACAAUGGAACGGAAUUGUCCAACAUAAAGCUGCGCGUCCGGAAGUACAACAGAACCAUAUCGGUGUUGUCCGGAAAUGUUGAUCUCAAAGUGGUGGUGGACAACACCUUCGAGGUGAGCAUUAGGUGCGCCUACAGUCCCAAGGGCAACAACCAGUUCAACGAAUACCCGAUGAAGAUUGCCCGGACAAAAAUAUGUGAUUUCGUCAACAAUGAUUGGCGCGAUUAUUAUCCAUACUUCGAGAACUCAUCUAAUCUGCCCAAGGUAGGGGAGUGUCCCGUAGAUCCCAUGGAAUUCUACUUCAACGAUAUGGUGCUGGAUUCAAAAAUGUUCCCGCCCUAUCUACCGCACGGUUUGUGGCGGAUGUCCAUAUCCUUAACUAGACCUGGAAUUGAUGUUCCGGUAAUAUUUUUGCAAGUAUAUUAUAAGGUGGCGCCUGUUGGGAUCUUUUAAAUGUGUUUAACGUUGGAGAACUUGCAAGGGGUUAGUUGUUGGGGCUAGAAGAUGCACAGUUGACUGGAUUAGAGUAGAACGUAAGUGUAUGAAAUAUAUAUAUUGGUUUCAGGGUAAAUCUAUAAGAAGUAAGCAGUUCAAGGUUCAAUUGAUGUCUGAAGCAGCAUUCGAAGGUAGCUUUUUGUAAUCAUAGUAAGAAUUUCUAGCUUCAAAUGGAAUAGUUUUUAUUAGGUGCUACAUAAGAGAAUGAUUUUCAUAUACAUAUAUUCAUUUCAUUCAUUUAUUAAGUAUUACAUUAAAUUCCAGAUAAAACUGAA